AUGUGUACUUUGAUAUUUGCGUUUCCAGGAGUCGCGAAAGGCUUCGAUGAGGGUAAUAUCGCGUCCUUGGUGGUCCAAGCAAGGUUCAUGGCAGACUUUGGACUUGACGUUCAGACGGAACAUGAAUAUGCGAAUACCAAAGGAUGGAUUGUCUCGAUAGCGACAGCAGGGGCUGUUUUUGGAUGUUUCGGGAUUUCUCCCAAAGCCAUCCGAGGACUUCUGACUUUGCAAUAUGCGGCGUGCCAGCAACUGGGCGUUGUGUUCGGUUUCUUCAUCAACUAUGGCGUCACAAAAUCCUACGCUGGAACCGAGACCCAAUGGAUGCUUCCAACACUUCUUCAGCUUCUUCCGGCAGCUCUAUGGGGAUUGGGGACUUUCCUGUGUCCCGAAUCACCACGCUGGCUUUUAUAUGUUGGCCAGCGGGAGAAGGCAUUGGCAACACUGUCAAAACUUCGCCAUGCACCUCUGGAAGACCCUUCUCUCCAAGCGGAGAUCUCAGGCAUGGAUGCAAGGAUUCUCCAUGAAAGCGAAGCGGCUGGCAAUACGGGCGUAUGGGAGCUUGCAAAGGAGACCUUUAUUCCGGUGGAGAAUCGGCGUCGAUUCUUCUUGAUCUUCAUGGCGACCCUUUUCUCGCAGUGGUCCGGAGCCAACGCCAUCACACAAUAUUCCCCGACGAUAUUUGGUUAUCUGGGAAUCGAUGGAGAUGAGGCUAAGUUCCUAGCCACAGGCAUAUAUGCUGUGGUGAAGUUUGUCAGCACUCUAGCAUUUGCUUUAUUCGUGGUUGACUUCAUCGGACGGAGGCGUUCCCUCAUGACAGGAAUUGCACUGCAACUAGUCACCCUGGUUUAUGUCGGAGGGUAUCUGGGAGGUACCAGCUCUAUGAGUGCAGAGCACAUUAGAGAUACUCCUGGUGUAUCUCGGGCCUCAACAGCAGCCAUCGUAGCGAUUUACUUCCAUGCGGUGGCAUGGAGCAUUGGGUGGUUCAGUAUUCCAUAUCUCGUUGGAUCUGAGAUCUUCCCAACCAAGAUCCGCUCGUUCAACAUGUCCAUCUCCAUGGGCUUCCAUUGGGCCUUUUAUUUCGGAUGCUCCCGGGCUAUGCCGAGUCUGCUGGCCGCAACGCACAAGUGGGGUGCCUUCGUGUUCUUCGGGUGCAUCUGUCUGAUUUCCCUGGUUUAUGUGUUCUUUGCCAUGCCAGACACGACUGGAAGAUCAUUGGAGGCGUUGGAUGGCCUGUUUCAGCGACCAUGGUAUACUGUAUACCAAGUGGCAUAUGCUGACAGGGAUGCUGAACCAGAGAGACCAGACAAGACACUUGACAAAGCUGAGCACCUUGAGUCGGUUUGA
This is a messenger RNA of Penicillium olsonii, 1344 nucleotides long. Lineage: Eukaryota; Fungi; Ascomycota; Eurotiomycetes; Eurotiales; Aspergillaceae. The record is from the annotation of a GenBank genome assembly.